AUGCUGCCGGAUUGGGAAGGACUUUCUUAUGGGCCGGGAUUGCGGGUGUGUGCUAUCCCUAGAGCCGGCAUUCCAACUAAAACGAGGGGGAUCGUGGAAUACACUUGUCCCAGGUGCGAGUCCGGCUUUAUCGAAGAAGUCACGGAYGAUUCCAGCUUCCUGGAUGGCAGCGGCUUGGACGACAGCCCGUCCACGCAGUUCGCAGAGCUUUGGGACCAUUUGGACCACACGAUGUUCUUCCCGGACUUCCGACCCUUCCUGAGUAGCAAYUCACUGGAUCAGGACAGCAGAGACAACGAGAGGGGCCACCAAGCACACGCCGACCUGUGGGGCCCGAGCCGGCCGCCGCGACUGCCCAUGACGAGGAGGUACCGGUCCCGGGGCAGCUCGCGCCCCGACAGGUCUCCUGCUAUCGAAGGGAUAAUACAACAGAUCUUUGCAGGCUUUUUUGCGAACUCAGCGAUUCCUGGCUCCCAGCACCCUUUUUCCUGGAGUGGGAUGCUGCACUCGAAUCCCGGGGACUAUGCGUGGGGACAGAGCGGCCUCGAUGCCAUUGUYACCCAGCUCUUGGGACAGUUGGAAAACACAGGACCGCCCCCAGCUGACAAAGAGAAAAUCUCAUCUCUCCCCACAGUGACAGUAACUCAGGAACAAGUCGAUACGGGUCUGGAGUGCCCGGUGUGCAAGGAGGACUACACGGUGGCGGAGCAGGUCCGGCAGCUGCCCUGCAACCACUUCUUCCACAGCAGCUGCAUCGUGCCCUGGCUGGAGCUGCACGACACGUGUCCCGUGUGCCGCAAGAGCCUGAACGGCGAGGACUCGACCCGGCAGCCGCAGAGCCCCGAGGCCGCAGCCAGCAACAGCUUCAGCAGCGACAGCCACCUACACGACCGAUGGACUUUCUGAUGCCGUGGGGCUGCCGGCGCCCCGGCCGCGCCGUUCUUACCACAGAUGUACAUUGUGUUAUAACUCAGACACCGAGAGUAGCAGGAAAUAGAGGGCAGGGGAGGGAAUCCACCCCCGUGGUAUUACUGCAAUGAGUGCUGUCUUCUUCCUGAAACUUUAAACUAGCAUCUCCGAAUCGCGUCUCCAUCGGAAUCGCCUCUGUAGUCCUAAAUUCAGAGUCUUUGAGUGAUUUGACUUGAUUUUAUACUUGUGAAACCUUUCCGCAGGCAGGGCCCCUGUGGAGGGGCCAAGGAGGGCAGGGAGCUCCAUGGGCCCGGCCCGCGCUCCGUGUCCCCGCCACGGAAAGGUGGCAAAGGUGGGAAACGCCUCCGUGUUCGGGGCUUCCCUCCGGCCACAGGGGGCAYGGAAACAAGACGAGUUUUGUCUCUUGUCCCCUGGCCCCUUUCC
Messenger RNA from Nothoprocta perdicaria, 1353 nucleotides. RefSeq names its product ring finger protein 115 (gene RNF115). Lineage: Eukaryota; Metazoa; Chordata; Aves; Tinamiformes; Tinamidae. Gene Ontology annotation, molecular function: ubiquitin protein ligase activity. The transcript has 10 exons. Gene Ontology annotation, biological process: positive regulation of DNA-templated transcription; protein ubiquitination; ubiquitin-dependent protein catabolic process. Gene Ontology annotation, cellular component: nucleoplasm; cytoplasm. Bases 1 to 906 code for a protein of 301 amino acids. The record is from RefSeq and is a predicted model, not a curated record.